Molecule: messenger RNA, 1504 nt
Organism: Lecanosticta acicola
Lineage: Eukaryota; Fungi; Ascomycota; Dothideomycetes; Mycosphaerellales; Mycosphaerellaceae
Source: the annotation of a GenBank genome assembly
UACUAGUAAUAAAGAUCACAAUUAACUCGUACUAAUACUAUAUGUUUACUACUCUCUCUUACAUGUACCGUUCCAGUUACUAGGGCAUAGAUCGGAUUCGUAUACAAGUAUAGAAGGACGUCAAGCUUGGAGGACGCGUUAGGGAUAUUCGGCUUUCGUGGAGUUCCGUUCAGCUGCUGACGAUGCGGAACAAAGCCGCGUCCUCGACGUCACCUCGCGAUCGGAGUUCCAUGACAUGACUUGCCUCACGCAGCAUCAGACUUCUAAAGUCGUCACGGUUGACCUUUUGGCUGUCAGGGUCGCUCUGUUCUACACAUUGCACAGCUAGUCAAUCAUUUCACAACGCUCGGCUCACAAUGUCGAUUUCAGAGUCCCUUCCGUGGACUCGGCGACCGCUGAUCGUCAAUGCGCCGGUAAGUCAAUCCCCACCAAGCUAAAACCCAUCUGAUGAUUCAACAGAUGGGAGGCAUUGCGGGCGCCGACCUGGCAGUCGCGGUCACGAGAGCGGGAGGCCUUGGCCAGAUCGGAGGAGUUCCAGACCUCGACUUUCUAUCUUCACAGCUCUCAAAGGCCGAACAAGCCCUCCACCGAGAAGAAGGCCUGUUGCCGGUGGGAGUCGGCAUCCUGCUGUUUGCCAUGGAGCCAGAUGCGAGCAUUUCUGUCUUGAGUAGAUACCGGCCUGCGGUGGUCUGGCUGUUCGCAGCGCAAGAAUUGACAGACUACGCCAUCUGGGCAGACAAGGUGAGGGAAGCGCUCCCGGAAAGCCAGAUCUGGAUCCAAGUGGGCUCGGUCGAGGCCGCCCUCACUAUCGCGAGCAGUGCAAGACCGUCUGCGAUGUGUGUGCAGGGUUCUGACGCUGGUGGGCACGGCUUUGAAAAGGGCGCCGGCAUCAUCGCAUUGCUUCCCGAAGUCAGCAAUGCUCUAGCAGCAGCGGGACACGCUGACAUUCCGCUCGUUGCCGCAGGCGGUAUCACUGACGGAAGAGCCGCCGCAGCUGCACUGAUCCUUGGUGCCCAGGGUGUGGUAAUGGGCACCCGCUUCCUGGCUGCACCCGAGACCAUGAUCCAUCCCAUGUACCGAUCUGCGAUUCUCAAUGCGCGUGACGGUGGCCAGAGCACGGUUCGUGACAAGCUUUUCGAUGAAGUACGUGGCCCGAAUCAAUGGCCGCGCGAAUACAACGGCAGGAGUAUCCGUACCGACAGCCUUCGAGAUCACGAGGCCGGGUUGGGCAUCGAAGAAAUACGGAGGAGAUUCGCAGAGGCAUCAAAAGCUCCUGACGGCGGCUUUGCGCUUCCGAAAGAUGGCGGUGGGAGGGCAGCUACCUGGGCCGGCACAGGUGAGAGACCCGUUGUGGUUGCAUGCAUCGUGCACAUCGCUGACUGGCGCCUGUGCCGCUGUUACAGGAGUCGGACUAGUGAAGAAAGAACAGCAUGCGGCUGAGAUUGUCGACGAGGUCAGACGAGAAGUCAUAUUGGCGUUCAACACGGCUAGUGCCAAGUUGUAG